CUCCAUUAGGGCACCUUGAGUUGUGAUUAUGUCCAGAAACUCCUUGAAGGCAGGGGCCUUGUCUGGCCCAUCUCUGUGCCCCUGGACUUCGCCGUAAUGAGUCCUGACAGUCCAGAGGCCCCAGGAGAAAUCUGAGCAAACAGGAAUGUUGGGGUUUGCCCUGCUGCCUCUUAGAGCACCCCGGAUUUUCACCAUGCGCUGCUUCAGGCUUCUUAGGAUGCAGGGGCCCUGGGCCGCACUAAUCUGUGCGCCCAGCUGCCCCCAGCAUCGGCUUCUGAGGGCCAGGGCGCCCCCGGGCCGGGCCCGACCGCACCCAGCCCAGCUCAGGUGACCAGGCGGGUGCCGGGCACACCUGGCGCAGUCCCCUGACCCCGCCCCGGACCGGGCCGCACCCGGAACGCGGAACGCUCUCCGUCGGAGCCAGCCGCUGCGGUGGAGCAGGGCCAUGGCGGCGGCGCCAGCGGUGUGCGCCACGCAGGGGCCCCCGCCUGGCGCACCGUCCCCUCCGGCGGGCACGCCUGUGCCCGCGUCGGGCCUGGGCCGCUGCCGGUUGGCGCUGCUGCUGGCCGUGGCGCUGGACGUGGCGGGCAUGGCGGCGCUGCUGACCGGCGUGUUCGCGCAGUUGCAGGUGCGCGGCCGCGACUUCGGCGACCUGCUCAUCUACUCGGGCGCGCUGCUCGUCUUCCUGAGCCUGCUUGGCUGGAUCCUCUGGUACACCGGCAACAUCGAGAUCUCGCGCCAGGAGCUCGAGCGCGACUACGGCCUGCGACCCUCGGCGCUCUCCCGCCUCGCGCGAAAGCUCUCCCGCCGCUGGUCGGCGCCAGCUUCCUCCUCCGCCGGCCGGCGCGCCGCGCCCGUCUCCUGGGGAGCGCGCGCCGCCUCCCGCACGCCCCCGCCGCACGCCCCCGGCUCCCGCCGCGUGCGCCUGCAGCUCGUCUCGCUCGAGGCCGGGCCUGGGGCGGCGGGUGCGGGCAACGAGUGAGCCCGAGACGAACGCAUGGCCACACCUGUCAGGACCCGAUGGAGGUGCGCAGCUGCCCCCGUCAUCAUCUGGCUGCCAGGAUGCCUACGUGUCCCGCAUCUAUCCUCCCCUGGAUAAAGGGCUCUGCCUCAC
Balaenoptera acutorostrata (minke whale) is the source of this 1114-nucleotide messenger RNA. RefSeq names its product transmembrane protein 238 (gene TMEM238). The transcript is spliced from 2 exons. Bases 446 to 982 code for a protein of 178 amino acids. The record is from RefSeq and is a predicted model, not a curated record. Lineage: Eukaryota; Metazoa; Chordata; Mammalia; Artiodactyla; Balaenopteridae.